AAUCUAAGUGAAACUAUUUGGAACCUCAAAAGUAAGGGCAUUGGACUUGGUUUUAGUUCGUUGGACUAAAUUAUUAGUGUGUGAGUGGUUCCGUCCAACCACAAUACGGGUAGAUGACGUCACCGCCGGUCACAAUGCACGGCCAACAUUUUCUCUUUCGUUCGUCCCGAAUCCGAUCCUUUACCUUCCAUCCUCAUCUUUCUCUCUCUAACUCAUUUUCCCUCACUUUCAUUUCUCUCUCUCUCUCUACAAUAUUCCGAUCAACCGUAAUAACCACCGCCCGACCCGGCCCAAUUGUAAUCCAUGGACCGACCCGGCCCAACGACGGCCACUCGACCCCACAGCGGUGGCCGUGAAGAUUGUUGGAGCGAAGGAGCCACCGAGACCCUAAUCGAAGCCUGGGGCGACCGUUAUUUGCAGCUUAACCGCGGCAAUCUCCGUCAGAAGGACUGGAAGGAGGUUGCCGAAGCCGUCAACGGCCGUGAUAACGGCGUUAAGGCGUACAAGACGGACGUCCAGUGCAAGAACCGAGUCGACACCUUGAAGAAGAAGUACAAGCUUGAGAAGUCUAAGCCUCUUCCCUCGGCUUGGGUCUUCUAUCCCCGGCUUGAUUUCCUCAUCGGCUCUAACACCAAGCCUACUACCGUUACCUUAACGAUCAAGUCCGCUAAGCCUACCAGUUCCAGGGCUGGACCAAAGCCCCCGGUCUACGCUGUAAGAUCGCCGGAUAGUUUGCCGGUGAAUGAUGAUAACCUGGAAGAGGAGGAGGAUGAGGAGGACGGAGGGUUUGACGGAACUAGAGUGGUGGUGAGGAAGCAUCGAAUGGAGGCACUAGAUUUAUCGGAUGGUUCUGCUUGUAGGGAAUUGGCUAGGGCGAUUUUAAAAUUUGGGGAGAUUUACGAGAGGAUCGAGAGCUCAAAACAGCAGAAGAUGAUGGAGCUAGAGAAGCAGAGAAUGGAGUUUGCUAUGGACCUUGAGUCACAAAGGUUGAACAUGUUCAUGGACGCUCAAUUGGAGCUGGGGAAGAUGAAACGAGCGAAGUACGCCCCUGGUUCGGGGAAGAAGUAAUUAGCUGAGAUGUGAAGAAAUCAAUGUUCAUAAAGGAUGUCUAAAUCUGGAAAUCUGUGGAGUCCACGUUGGAUUUAUGUAGUUAAAUUACACAUUUUCCCAGGCUAUCUUAUUAUUAAAGUUCAAAUCAAUUGUUGUAGUGUCUUUAUGUCUUUAUGUAAAUAGUUUUUCUUUUGUUUUGGUAACAAGUAUCUUGCACCUACCGUUGAAUUAUUGAGAGAAAGUAUAAUGUGAUCUCUUCAAAAUCACCUUAUCCACUAUAAAUUAGUCGGUUUUCCAAAUUCAGCACUGGAUAAUUGUUCUUAAAGUGUCUUGUCAUUUUAAAUUGAAGAAAACAAGCUAUUCCUCUG
Molecule: messenger RNA, 1418 nt
Organism: Cannabis sativa
Lineage: Eukaryota; Viridiplantae; Streptophyta; Magnoliopsida; Rosales; Cannabaceae
Product: trihelix transcription factor ENAP1
Exons: 2
Coding region: 304-1068 (254 amino acids)
Cellular component (GO): nucleus
Molecular function (GO): transcription cis-regulatory region binding
Source: RefSeq, a predicted model, not a curated record